GAUGGCCCCUUAGAUCACUAUAAACAUCUUUUUUUUUUCUCAAUGAAAAUAUCGGUAUUUGAUGUUUCUAAAGAUAUAUGAACGUGAAACAGUUCCGUUUUGAGAUCAUUUUGGCAUCAUGCGUCCUCUGCCCUGUAUUGUCUUGUGUUGGAUAUGGACGGCACACUUGGCAGGAUCCUUUUUCAUUCCAAAUAAGAGGAUCAUCAGGACAAGAGGCAAAGAGAGUCAAAGUAGUUUCAGUGAUAUUCUUGGGAAAAUGAACGAGCUGAUGAAUUUUGCGAUCUCAGUUACCAAAACGUCCAGGAGACCAAAAGCAGAUGUUGUUGAAAAGAAAGUGACUGGGAUUGUUUGUCCAUCUUACAAAUGUUCGGAUAAGAUAGAACCCGGAUGUCGGAAGUCCGUCUAUUACGUGAUUCAAGGACAGCGAUGCAUGGGCUGUGAUGUAGACAUUUGCAAAGUAGAGAGAAGGCGAGAAAAUGCCCGGAUGCCCUUCAAACGUUCAAAUAUCAACGAAGACGGGGCAAUUGAACAAAGAAUAUCUGUAAACCCCUUUAAUUUUGAGAAUAGAUGGGCUUUCAGCAGAAACGGUCGUGAACAGUUUGAUCGUUCUAAUUCUCUGCAGUCGGUGUUGGCGGAUUCAGCUGCGGAUCGGCUGCCACCCGGAUCCGAGAACAGCUGGAUUACCGGAUCAAUGUUUUAAUCAAGUGGCCGAAAUAAUGAUCAUUAAAAUUCCACAAACUUCUUAACAGCAGUAAAAGCCAGGGGUUGCUAUUUUUAUUAGGCAUCAAAUGCCUGUUCAAUAAGACACUGAAGUUUUAACUUAGAUGCAUGUAUCGCUUACCGUAUUCUGCAAAGUCAUGUCACUCGGAAUAAUAAAAUAAUGUUGUGUGCGUUAUAU
This is a messenger RNA of Ostrea edulis (European flat oyster), 898 nucleotides long. RefSeq lists its product as uncharacterized. Lineage: Eukaryota; Metazoa; Mollusca; Bivalvia; Ostreida; Ostreidae. The coding region runs from base 119 to 700 and encodes 193 amino acids. The record is from RefSeq and is a predicted model, not a curated record. The transcript is spliced from 2 exons.